UCUAAACACUCAACAGUCACUAUUAGCAUGAUAUCCAAUUGAUAUUCGUGAUUGGAGCUACCAGCCUGUAGGUUGGCUUAGCGCCUCCCCGGACGGUGUCAAACUUUCGCCAUGUCUUCAGGUCAUCUCUUACGUUUCUCGAAAGGUGAGGUCACUAUUGAUCUGUUCGUCCGAGUAAAGAUCUCGGAUUACACUCAUCCUCAUACCCGAGGUCGGUUCCGGGGAGCACUCUGCAGUAUAAAGGCUGUACGAAGUUUGAGCUUUACGAUCGACUCAGCUUUUUAGGUAGGCUGCACCCUUAGUAGUAUGAUUUUGGCUGCUGCUACUCUCCUGGGUCUUGCGCUCCGCGGUGCUGCUUGCGCGGGUGAUCACUUGCGCGCUCGUGACGGUCAUGUUCAUGAAAGGCGUGCGUACCCACCGGUUCCACUUGCACCACCCUCCCGCCCUCUCGUCUGGGGGGACUUGAAUGUGAUACACACCACCGAUAGCCAUGGCUGGCUGCUCGGGCACCAGAAGUCAUCUUGGGCUGAACCAUACUACAGUGGGGAUCUUGGAGACUUUUCUAGCUUUGUGACUCACAUGAAGCAAAUUGCUAUUGAUAAGGACGUCGACCUUCUUUUGAUAGACUCAGGUGAUCUUCAUGAUGGAACUGGUGUUUCUGAUGGCUAUCCCCCUGGUGGUGUUGAUGCUCAUGAGUCAAACAAGUUCCUCGAGCGCCUUCCUUAUGAUCUCAUGACCAUCGGAAACCACGAACUGUACGUUUAUGCGGAUACAUAUGACAUGUACACAAACUUUGUUCCCCAUCUCGCUGGGCGGUACUUGACCUCUAACGCCAAUAUCACUAUUUUCAACUCAGACGGCGAGGCUGAAAGUGUUCCAGUGGGCAACCGUUACACCAAGUUCACCACCAGGAAAGGCCGCCGCAUCACUUCCCUUGGAGUUCUAUUCAAUUUUACUCAGAACGAUGUGAACACGACGGUGCAAAGCGUUGAGAAUAUGGUCAAGGAGCAGUGGUUUGCUGAGGCUAUCGCAGAAGAGCCUGACGCCUUUGUAUUUCUUGGACACAUGCCAGUUGCUGAUGACAGCUGGCCUACUGUUUUCAACGCUGUGCGGGCUGUGCACUCUCUGACGCCCAUCCUAAUUUUUGGAGGACACACCCACAUCCGUGAUUGUCAACAGUAUGAUGGUCGUUCUAUGGCUCUCGAAAGCGGACGCUACAUGGAAACAGUCGGCUGGAUGAGUGCGAACCUUGAUGCUGCCAAGGGCAACGACAACAAUGUUUCUUUCACGAGGAGAUAUCUUGAUCAGAACCGUGUGACCUACGAGUACCACACCCAAACCUCAAACAAAACAUUUGACACUGACGAGGGGCAAUCGAUCACUGACGGCCUGCAGAAGCUCGCGGCCAGUUUCGAUUUGUCCUACCUGUAUGGAACGGCCCAGCAAGAUUAUACCAUGAAUCAGUGGGUGCCCCUUAGGAACCCAUAUCCUUCCGACGGAUCUCUUCUAUCUCUUUUCAUUGAAGAAGUUGUCCCAUACACACUCGCCAUUAACAACACCCGCGCUUCCAUUCCCAACAUAAUUAUCUGCAAUUCGUAUGCUCUACGCUUCGACCUCAUGAAGGGUUCAUUCACCAAGGACGAUCAACUAACCGUCAUGAAUUAUAAGGAUGAAUUCUUAUACAUCGCCAAUGUCCCAUCUAGCCUCGCAAACCAAGUGCUCCCCGCCUUGACUGGCCCAACAACGACACGGAAGCGAGAUGAUGCUGAGGAGGACAUUUGGAGCCACGAGGUUGUUGAUGUUCGGUACAGAGCCUGGCUGGAGGAGAUGGACCGCCGUGCUGGAUUGGGUAGACGAGAAGCGAUGGCAGGCAAUUUGACAUAUGGAUAUGUCACGAAAGAUUCAUGCUCUGGCGCUGGUCAUGCAGACGACACACUGCACAUGGCGUUGCCUUACUACGAAAUUCCACGCUACAUUGGCUCGAACCCCCCUAACGUGACAGCCGACACGCCUAUUGACCUUGUCUUCCUCGACUACCUUGGAAAGAAGAUGGUCGGCAUCCUCAACGGCUUGCAGAAGGAUAAGACCUAUACUAUGGAUGAUGUUUCAUCGUACAGUCCGACGCUGACUAGCGUAAUGCUGGGCAUGUAUGCUGAGGCCAAGUGGAACUGA
Molecule: messenger RNA, 2172 nt
Organism: Suillus paluster
Lineage: Eukaryota; Fungi; Basidiomycota; Agaricomycetes; Boletales; Suillaceae
Product: Metallo-dependent phosphatase-like protein
Exons: 19
Coding region: 307-2172 (621 amino acids)
Biological process (GO): nucleotide catabolic process
Cellular component (GO): cytosol
Molecular function (GO): hydrolase activity
Source: RefSeq, a predicted model, not a curated record